CCCCUAGCAAAAAGUGGAGUUUACUGGGGAUUUCAAGUUUUGGAAAUUCCUGAAAAUUUUGAGAAGAUGAAAAGCGACUAAUUUUGCCAUCUAUGAAUUUAUGAAGAUGCUUAUAAUGGGUUUUACUUAAUUUCAUAAUUCUAUUGUGACCAUUUAUAAUCGGUUUGUACAGUUGUACUCACAAAAAUUUACUAGUGAAGUAAACUAAAAUUUAUAGGAAACGGAGCCCAAUAGCAAAUUAUGGUCCAUAUGCUGAAUCUAACCAUGCCUUUAGAUUUUGGAUAUUGGACCAUAAUACAAAUUUAACAAAAUGUCACUUGAGGAAGAAGAACAAACUGUACACAUCUCUAGAAGAAGGUUGUCAGAACUUGAAAUAAAGGCAAAUGCUGCAACAGAUUUCAUCCAACAUUUCCAGAAUAUUGAUAAAGAACUUAAAAAAGAAAAAGCUAAAGUGAAAAAGUUCACAAAAAUGUUAAUAGAUGAUCAAAAAGUUAUUGAGAAAUUGACUUCUGUAAGGUGUAUUAGUGCCAGUGAUCUGUCUUCUUUAGACACAAAGUCAUUAAUCUAUAGGAAUUCUUCACUUGUUACUCCUCAAUCAAUUAUAGAAACAGAUGGAAGUUCAGGAUCUUCAUUUACCUUUCCUAUAAGCGAUCCUUUCCUUUCUCCAUCACCAGAACCUUCAUCAAGGAGACCACCAACUCAGCUAAGUACUACUCCUUCUGAAUAUUCUACUCAAUCCAAGACUACAACUACAGUGUUUAACAAUCAUCGUGAAACAGACUCAAUAAGUAAUUCAGGCAGUAUUUCACUACCAUAUAAAAGAAGUGCGUCUAUGAAUGUAAGCGUAACUGGUCCAAAAGCAAAUAAUGUGUUUGCUGAUGUUGUGGAUGACAGAGGUAUAUCUGAAGCAGUUUUCCUAAAUCUAAUUAAAGAAUUGAAAAGGACAAAACAUUGUUUAAAUCAGCUCAUGUUAGAAAAGGGCCUAACAGUGGAAGAAUUCAUGAAAGGAAAAAUUGAUAAAGCUACAAUAGAAGACAUGGCCUCAAGUAUAGAGGAAUUGAAGAAGGAAAAUGAAAAUUACCAAAAUAAAAUAUCUGAGCUAAAUAACUCUUUAGCCUUCUACAAGAAAUUAGUAAAGGAUGAAAGAGAAGGACUGACCAUGCAGUUUGACAGUAAGAGGUCAAAUGAGAGGACUUCAAAGGAUAAAGCAACAGAUAUUCAGAAACAAAGUGAAGAAGUCAAUGACAUGAGAAUAGAAAAUUGUCAACUUAAAAAUCAGCUCAUGACAUUAGAGGAAGAGAAAAAUAUGAUAUUAGAUAACUAUGCCAAAUGUAUACAAACAAUCACAGAACUAGAGCAUCAUCUAAAUGAAGAUCAGUUAAAGAAACAGAAUGAACAUCUGGCAAAGGAGGCAGAAAAACUGCAGAGGGAGAUAAAAAAUCUUCAGAAUGACAAUGGGAAACUAGUAUCAUCUGUAAGUCAUCAAACCAAAUUAAGGGAAAUGUACAAGCAAGAAAAUACAAAGUGCUUAAAGGUAGAGGGACAAUUGAAAGAAGAUAAGGUUAAACAACAAAGAAUGGAGACAGAAAUUAUAUUAUUGAAGGCUAAGGUGACAAACCUGUACAAGCAAUUAGAACAAGGCAAGUCAAAGCCUCACAAGCCACAGGACAAAUUACAAGCCCCAGUGAAACCAACAAAGAUAACAAAAUCACCAUCACCAAUUGAGUCAUCUUCAUCUUUCAUAGAGUCAGAAUUUAUAGCCUCAAGCUCAAUGACAGGAGUAAAAUCAAAACUGGUGGAGCAUAGCAAGAAAAUGUCAAAUUAUGAAUGUGAACGAUGUCAAGCACAGUUUGAAGAUGAAAUGGAACAUUUAUGCCACAUUAACAAGUGUUUAGAUUGAUAUCUGUAAUGUAAUCCUGAAUGCAAUAUUCUUUGUAAUUUUAAUUAUGGUUCAUGGUUUAAAUUUAUGGAUGUACCUGCCAAAAUUUUCGUAUGAAAUCAUCGGGAAUUACUUUUGUCUGCUAUAAAAAAAAAAGCAUAUGUGGUUAGUGGCAGGAAUAGCACAUGAAAAAAUAUUGAAUGGGUUUUCAUUUUGUGUUGGAUGAUAAUUGACUUAUGCAGCUACGGUGGCACAUGCUGCUGCGAUUUUUCCAGUUGAACAAUUAAAGCUGUUUGAUUUC
Molecule: messenger RNA, 2180 nt
Organism: Mytilus trossulus (common blue mussel)
Lineage: Eukaryota; Metazoa; Mollusca; Bivalvia; Mytilida; Mytilidae
Product: protein Daple-like
Exons: 8
Coding region: 311-1900 (529 amino acids)
Source: RefSeq, a predicted model, not a curated record